Molecule: messenger RNA, 354 nt
Organism: Closterium sp. NIES-65
Lineage: Eukaryota; Viridiplantae; Streptophyta; Zygnematophyceae; Desmidiales; Closteriaceae
Source: the annotation of a GenBank genome assembly
AUGCCGCCUGCCUCGCCCUUCGCGCUCGGGGUUGCCACCGUCGGCACAUUGGGCCACGAGGCCACGUAUCAUUCUCAUCUACCAACGCAGCCACACCAUCCUCUCCCCCCUCCCCCUGGCCUUGUUUGCCUUUACCCUUGCCCUUCUUCCCUUCCCCUUGCCCUUCCCCUUGGCCUUCCCCUUGCCUUUGGUCUUCCCCUUGCCCUUCCCCUUGCCCUUCCCCUUGGCCUUCCCCUUGCCCUUCCCCUUGCCCUUCCCCUUGGCCUUCCCCUUGCCCUUCCCCUAGCCCUUCCCCUUCGCCUUCCCCUUGACCUUUCUCAGGUGCGAGAGGGCUUGUGGUCCCAGUUGCAGUAA